AUGGCAACUGCCUCCUUCCAUGGCAUCUGCCUCCCCACUUACCAUUGCAAAGCAGCCGCCGCUGCUGCAACUGCGAAACCCCAGAGCGAGCCCAUUGUGAUAGAUGAUGAGGAGGAGGCCGAGCAGAGGGGCUCUUCCUCCUCCUCCUCCUCCUCCUCCUCAUUAUCUUCACAGCAGGCUCUGGCGGCGCCGUUGAGCAGCACGGAGCCCGACUCGGAGAUCAAGAUCGCCAGCGUCACCACGCUGGACGCCUCUUCCUUGUCCUCCGCUUGCGUUUCCGAGGAAGCUUCGGCGGUUGCUGCGGCGACAGUAGAAUCAUCAGCGGGCUCUGUGUCGCCGGCGUCGGCGACGUGCCCUCAGGGAGACAUGAACCUGAUGAUCACCAGCGUGACGUCACUGCAGGGGGAGGCGGCGCAGGUGGGGGCGGAGAACGGCCUGCAGAUCAGCAGCACGUUCAGCCUCAACCCGGACGCUCAGAACCAGAGCACGGCCCAGAGUGUGACUCCCGCGUCCUCCAGCCCGGCCGCCAGCCGGCCCUCGCCGACCUUUAACCCCGGCCGUAUCAGCUCCAGCUCCGCCAGCCAGCCCGUACAGAACGGAGAGACGGGCACACACCAAAGGCCAGACUCUUGGAUCUCUCAGUCGGCGUCGUUCCCCCGGAACCAGAAGCAGCCGGGCGUGGACUCUGCGUCGCCGGCCGCCUCCCUGGCCAAGCCUCUGGGCCAGUCGGGUUCGGGAUCGCAGCAGCCCCCGCGCACCGUCAAGGUCACGUGCGCCAACUGCAAGAAGCCGCUGAAGAAGGGCCAGACGGCGUACCAGCGCAAGGGCUCGUCUCACCUCUUCUGCUCCACACCCUGCCUCUCUGCCUUCUCCCACAAGCCCCAGCCCAAGAAGAACUGCACCAUGUGCAAGAAGGACAUCACAAGUAUGAAGGGUACCAUCGUGGCCCAGGUGGACUCCAGCGAAUCCUUCCAGGAGUUCUGCAGCACCGGCUGCCUGGCCGCCUACGAGAACAAGCAGGUGCCCCCCAAGAGCGCCAUCAAGACCAAGUGCACCGUCUGUGGCAAACUGACGGAGAUUCGACACGAAGUGAGCUUUAAGAAUGUCACACACAAGAUCUGCAGCGACGCCUGCUUCAACCGCUACCGCAUGGCCAACGGGCUGGUGAUGAACUGCUGUGAGCAGUGCGGCAACUACCUACCAAACCGCGCCACCGCCAACCACUACCUACUGGUGGACGGGCAGCAGAAGCGCUUCUGCAGCCAGAACUGCAUACGAGACUACAAGCAGGCUCACGGGAAGAUGACACCGUGCACUGGCUGUAAGACUCUGUGCCGCUCCUUUGACGUGACUCACUGCAUCGGGGCCACGGGAGCCAUGGAGCCCUACUGCUCCACCGCCUGCAUGAACAAGAACAAGAUGGCCGCCGUGCAGAAUGUUGAGCCCUCGUGUCACUUCUGUAAGAGGAACGCAUUGCCCCAGUAUCAGGCCACCCUCCCUGAGGGGAAGGUCUUAAACUUCUGCAGCUCACAUUGCGUCACCAAGUUCCAGAGUGCGGCGGUUCAGACGUCCACCAACGGCCAGGCUCCUGUCUCUGCGGCAGGCAACGACAUCCAGCUCAAGUGUAACUAUUGCCGCGGAGCUUUCAGCCUCAAGCCAGAGACCCUGGAGUGGGAGAAUAAAGUAUACCAGUUCUGCAGUAAGACGUGCUGCGAGGACUAUAAGAAACUGCACUGCAUCGUGGCCUUUUGUGAGUACUGUCACGAGGAGAAGACCCUUCACGACACGGCCAAAUUCUCCGGGGUCAGCCGGCCCUUCUGCGGCGAAGGUUGUAAGCUGCUGUUCAAACAGAGCUUUGCGCGGCGUCUGGGCCUCAAGUGCGUCACCUGUAACCACUGCAACCAGAUGUGCAAGAGGGGCAUCACCAAGCAGUUUGACAGCGUCACCAGGGACUUCUGCAGCGAAGCCUGCUCCAAGAAGUUCCACGACUGGUACUACAAGGCGGCGCGCUGCGACUGCUGCAAGGUGCAGGGCAACCUGACGGAGUCUGUGCAGUGGCGCUCGGAGAUGAAGCAUUUCUGUGACCAGCAGUGUCUACUGCGCUUCUACUGCCAGCAGAACGAGCCCAACAUGGCCACCCAGAAGGGCCCAGAGAACACGACCUUAGGAAUCGGUGUGCAGACGCAAGCAACCAAGGUGACGCUCUUCAACCAGGGCCCGGUGUCGUACGCGGGCGGAGGGAUCCUGAAAGACGUGAAGAACAAGGCGGUGUUGUGCAAACCUCUCACUAUGACCAAGGCCACCUACUGCAAGCCGCACAUGCAGAGCAAGCAGCUGCAGACAGAUGAGGCCGGCACGGAUCAGCUGGUGAAAAAGGAGUACGUCCCUGUGCCUAUCCCGGUGCCCAUCUACGUGCCUGUGCCCAUGAACCUCUACGCCCAGACCACCCCUGUGCCCGUCACCGUGCCCAUCCCAGUGCCUGUGCCAUUAGUCCUGCCCACCACGCUGCAGAACGUGGAUCAGAUACUGGAGGCCAUCAACGAGCUCAGGGCCAAGCUGCCCCCAGACCUGCUGGCCAUGGAGGACACCAAGCCCGACCUCAUAGUGGUGAAGAGUGAGGAGGUGUUGGGAGCUGGACAGCAGGUGAAGAGGGAGAAGGUGAAGAGCAGCAGCGGCAGCAGCAGCAGCAGCUCAGAAGAGGAAGAGGAGGAGAAGGAUGACGAAGAGGGGGACAAGUACGAGCCUGACCUGGAUCUGGAAAACGACUUCCCAUUAGCCUCGGAACCUGUGCCUGUAGCAGAGGGGUUGGAUGCAGAGAUGGGCUUCACACUGCCCCCUGUGCUAGCUGAGGAGAAGGAAGAGAUAUCUCGACCCAGGGCCAGACGGAAGGGAUCGAAGCGGCAGGCGGUGGAGGAGGGCUCCCCUGCGCCUGCGUCCCCGUGUGCGGAGGCCGAUCUCGGGGCCGGGUCAGAGGAGGGGGCCAUCCCCCUCAGACCCCACUACGGGCUCAACGCCUGGAGGAGGUGGGCCGCCACCGCUUCCCAACAGGAAACAGACGCCCCUGCGCAGGAAGGACCCAAACAAGGUGUGCAUGUGAAGAGUAACCUGUUGUCCCUGAAAGCGCCCCGUUUGAGCCAGGCGCUGUCCUGCUUCGUCCGAGAGGUGCGGCGGCCCAAAGGAGAACGCUACGCCCCCGACAGCAUCCUCUACCUCUGUCUCAGCAUCCAGAAGCAUUUGCAGGACAAAGGGAGGACGGAUGACCUCUUCAGUGAUCCCUGUUACAGGCAGUUUGGAGAGGAGCUGAACAAGAUCCUCAAAGACUGGCAGCCCAGCGUGUUGCCUGACGGUUCUAUGUGGGGACGUGUGCAAGAGCGUUGCCUGUGGGACAGCGGUCAGCUGGGCGAGCAAAGCCCGGAGGCGCUGCUGCGCUCGCUAGUCUACCUGAACACCAAAUACUUUGGCCUGCGGACCGUGGAGCAGCACCUGCGGCUCUCCUUCGCCAACGUGUACGGGCCCAGCCGCACCGACCCGCUCACGCACGAGGUCUCGGUCCGCAUACGCGUCCCCUCCAUAUCACAGGACGAGCACCAGGUGCAAACGGGAAACAAGAGGAAACGGCAACAGAAUGACUAUGAGCCCGACGACGGGUCGGGAGGCUCCAGCCACUGUCCAGUGAAGAAACAGGAGUGUCGCCUUUAUGAAGUGUACCUGUCUAAGUGCCCUGUGUCUGUGCGGCAGCGAGCGGACCUCUUCUACAUGCAGCCCGAGGCGUCGGGCGGAGGCGGCGCCCUGUGGUUCGGCAGCUCCCCUCUGGACCGAAACGUGCUGGAGAGCUUGCUCACCCGCGUCCUCCUGGUCAAGGACAUCUACCAGGAGAACCGCCCUGAGGAGGAGGAAGAGGAGGAAGAGGAGGAGAGGGGCAAUGAAGACACAGGGGAGCAGAAAGAUAUGGAGGUUGCAAGGGAUUAACCUCAGAACGUGUCCCCUGCUUCUUGGCAACGUUCCUCCAGCCCCCUUCUGAGUGUUUGUCACUACAUCACACACACACACACGUGUGUCUCUUGGCAUUAUACCCACAAGCCCUCUGUCCAGGACGCUGUUUCCUUAGCCUUCCCUCCACCUCACUCUCACCCUCACCCUCACCCUCAUCCACACGCAUCAGAACUGGUCCUAGAACAUUGGAGGAGGAAGUGUGUGAUGAGGCGGUGUGUUUAAAGACUGACCUAUGACCAGCGGGUCGACCCUGAGAUGGGCAAGAAGGACCCGACUCGGUAGUGGGUGUGUGAGAGUGGGGUGCAUCAUAAAAAUAUAUAUAUACAUAUAUAUAUGAACACGAAAAGCAAAAAUCCAGACUGCUGCUUUUCAUGAUUUUAUUUUAUUUGUUUUGUUUUGUUUUUGUUUGUCUGUCUUGUUUGUUUUUUUGUAUUUUCCCAGGGGGGGAGGAGUGUGUGUAUAUGUGAUGUAGCAUUACUUACUAUGCCCAGAUUGGGCAGCUCCGACUUGUAAAUACCCGCAGUAGUGAAGCUAGGGUGUGAAGGGGAUCCGAGGUGCGAAAGAGGAAAGUGUUUGUUCCUGAAAAAUCCAUGAAAAUUAAAUAAUAAAAAAGGAUUAAAAAAAAAA
Alosa alosa (allis shad) is the source of this 4620-nucleotide messenger RNA. RefSeq names its product zinc finger, MYM-type 2 (gene zmym2). The record is from RefSeq and is a predicted model, not a curated record. NCBI's taxonomy places the organism in Eukaryota, Metazoa, Chordata, Actinopteri, Clupeiformes, Clupeidae. Gene Ontology annotation, molecular function: zinc ion binding.